Athene cunicularia (burrowing owl) is the source of this 4130-nucleotide messenger RNA. RefSeq names its product arylsulfatase H-like. Lineage: Eukaryota; Metazoa; Chordata; Aves; Strigiformes; Strigidae. The record is from RefSeq and is a predicted model, not a curated record. The transcript is spliced from 11 exons. Bases 218 to 2044 code for a protein of 608 amino acids. Gene Ontology annotation, molecular function: arylsulfatase activity.
UAACACAGCUUUCCUGUGGCGAAGUACGCAUGAGCAGCUAGGGCAGAUUUAAGGACUGCCUUCAGAAACAGAUGUUAGACGCUCGGCUGUGGCAGCAGUUGCUGUGCUGCAAAAUUUGGAAAUAGUUUUAAGUCAACUGAAAAUAAAAUCACGCUCCGGUCUGUCAGCUGCAUGCUUUGAGCAUAACUUGACCAGUGAGUACUAGGAAGAUGCAAACAUGACAAGGUGCUCUCUCCUGGUUUUGCAGGAUCUGAACACUCGAAAUGCAGAAAUUAUUUGGCAACUAACAUCUUAUUGGAUUUCUCUGGUCACACCUCUGAUUUUUGGUCUGCUUCUGCAGCCACCACUGACACAGCUUUCCAUCGUCACACAGCCAAACAUUGUCCUGUUGAUGGCCGAUGACCUUGGCAUAGGGGACAUAGGUUGCUACGGGAAUGAUACGAUCAGGACCCCAAACAUUGAUCGCCUAGCAAAGGAAGGAGUGAGACUGACCCAACACAUCUCUGCAGCUCCACUUUGCACCCCCAGCAGAGCAGCCUUCCUCACUGGCAGAUAUCCCCUCCGAUCAGGAAUGGAUGCUAUAAACAAUUACCGUGUUAUUUUUUGGAAUGGCGGCUCAGGAGGGCUUCCUCCAAAUGAAACCACUUUUGCCAAAAUACUGCAGCAGCAAGGCUACAGCACAGGACUGAUAGGAAAGUGGCAUCUAGGUGUUAACUGUGAAUCCCGCAAUGACCAUUGCCAUCACCCUUUAAACCAUGGGUUUGACUAUUUUUAUGGGAUGCCUUUUACGUUAAUAAGUGACUGCCAACCAACAGAAACACCAGAGAUGGACAGAGCCUUUAGAAGGAAACUCUGGCUCUCCACUCAGAUGAUUGGUCUCGUUACCCUCACUGCUGCCCUGGGAAGACUGACCGGCUUGAUUUCAGUCAGAUGGAAAACACUGGCCUGCCUUGCUGGGUUUAGUUUCCUGUUCUUUGUAUCCUGGUUCUCAAGUUAUGGGUUUGUACGAUACUGGAACUGCAUUAUGAUGAGAAACCAUGAAGUUACUGAGCAGCCGAUGGUGACAGACAGGGCUACGUCCUUUAUCUUGAGAGAGUCCAUUUCCUUUAUCGAAAGAAAUAAGCAAAAACCAUUCCUCCUCUUUCUUUCCUUUUUACACUCCCACACUCCUCUCAUCACCACAGAGAAGUUUGUCGGGAGGAGCCGUCAUGGUUUAUAUGGAGACAAUGUGGAAGAGAUGGACUGGAUGGUGGGCCAGGUUCUAGAUGUUAUUGACAAGGAAGGCUUGAAAAAUACUACACUAGUUUACUUUGCCUCUGAUCAUGGUGGAUGGCUGGAAAGACAAGAAGGCAAAAGGCAGCUGGGUGGCUGGAAUGGAAUAUACAGAGGUGGAAAAGCUAUGGGAGGCUGGGAAGGAGGAAUCCGUGUCCCAGGGAUAUUUAGAUGGCCAGGAGUAUUACCUGCAGGCACAGUUAUCGAUGAACCUACAAGCCUUAUGGACAUUUUUCCUACAGUAGUUCAUCUGGCUGGAGGGCUACUACCUCAGGACAGGAUAAUUGAUGGCCGAGAUCUGAUGCCUUUACUUCAAGGAACAGUUGAUCACUCAGAGCACAAGUUCCUGUUCCAUUACUGUGGCAUUCACUUACAUGCUGUGAGGUGGCACCAGAAGGACAGUGGAGCCAUCUGGAAGGCUCAUUAUGUGACCCCUGUCUUCCAUCCACCUGGGGCUGGGGCUUGUUAUGAUAGAGGAUUUUGCCCGUGUUUUGGGGAAGGCGUGACCCAUCAUGACCCUCCGUUGUUGUUUGAUCUCUCGCGAGACCCUUCUGAAGCCAAACCUCUGUCGGCUGACACCGAGCCUCUCUUUGACAUUGUAAUAAGGAAGAUUGGAAGAGCCAUAGAAGAGCAUCAGAGGACACUGACUCCUGUCCCAGAGCAGCUCUCUGUGUACAACAUCAUGUGGAAGCCGUGGCUGCAGCCAUGCUGUGGGACAUUCCCAUUUUGUUGGUGUGAUAAGGAAGGUGAAAAUAAACUUGCCAACCUAUAAAGGAAAGGAUCAGUUUUUUCCUCAAAAGUGUUUUUAGAUCAUGAGUGUUUUCUUUGAGGGUGCUGAUUGGUGGGUUGGUUGGUUGGUUGUUCUAAUGGAGCCUUUAUAUGAGAGUUGUUCCAAUGAACAGCACAGUAUUUGGUAAAGGUGGCUUUAAGCUGGACACCCUCAGGAGGGAUCAAGACAGAAUGAUCCGAAGAGCAUGUUUUAACUUGCAUGUGCUGACAACUGAAUGAAUAGUUCAAAUGCACUGAAGCAGGCCAAGAUUAGAGCUGUACAAGUGAUGAUAUAACUUAUGUUUUGUUGUUUAUGAAUGUAUAUUUAGAAGGUUUGCUUUGAUUUUUGUUCUGAAUUUCUAAGUGAUUCCUGGACUGAUCUCCCUUAAUUUUGUUAUCCUUACUGGUGAUGCAUAAGAUGCCCCUAUAAUAAAUUCUUGCAGACUACUGCUUCCAAAAUAAUUCAAAAAUCAUUUUGCCCACAGAUCCACAAAGAACCUCCUUUAAAAGUAGCUUCCUUCUUUCCUUGUAUCUAGUCCCUCCAGCAGCAGUGAUGAUGGCAGCUUAUUAGAUCAGGGAUUCUGGAUCAGGAGAAAUUGCCAGGGCUCGGCAUAAAGCUUGGAAACAUGACAAACUCGGUAAUGGCUGUUUGUGCUUUCUGAGGAGGACAGGACUCCUCUGAUUGGAGUCAGCCUUUUUUGAUGGAAAGAACACAAGAGAGAAAGGAUGUUCCCUUUCCAAAGCUCACAUUGCACUCAGCUCCCUCAGCAGCACUAGCAAGGGCAGAGUGACACUGAUGGCCACGGAAGUGCCACGCUGAUAACCAAUUCAGUCAUUUGGGCACAGGAUGGCUCAAGUCAUCUUGCUGCCUGAACCAUAACAGGUUCCUGCUAACAAGUACUAGGUUCAGAAGAGACUCUUUGAUAGAUGCUCAAUACUAAUUAUGAAAACAAACUCUAAUUUACAAUUAAAAAAAGAAAUGUAGAAUUGAGGUAUUUCUUGCUUCACGAGUUACAUAGUCAUCCCACCAAACAGCUAGAGUUACUUUCAUCUAUCUCUUUGCUGGUGUUCUUUCCUUUGCUUCAGUUCUUUCCUUCUUUGUGUUAAAAUAGUUUUUCCUGUUAAAGUGGCCUUGCAGAUAAUGCUUUUUAUUGUUGUAUAUAAAAUCUAUCUGUUCAUAUAGACAAGUUUACGCUAGUAUAUCUGAAUAUGUAGGCAUCAGAGCAUAAUUUGCCCAUUUGUUUUAUUUCACCUUUUUUACUAUUUUUCUAACUAUUGUGCUCGGACCCAUUUCUCUUGUUCAUCUCCUCUGAUAGAUGUUUGGCUUAUUUGGGUUUUAUUUCCUUCCUUGUUUCCCACAAUUCAGCCACCAGGAAAUCUCCAGGUAAACAAAGCCCUACAGCUUAAAAGCAAAGUUUUAUUUUAUGUUGUGACUUUAUGUAUUUCACAGACUGUUAUAAUUCACCCAGAUACUCCAUCAGUGCUAUUGAUGAGAAAGGCACUCAGUCUUACUGUGAAAACUUCAAGAGAUUAAGUGACUCCGUCACCUCACAUGUACUGGAUUGUUGCUCAGUUUCCUCCAUUGUUAGGAGUGUGUGUUUCAUUUCUCAUUUGUAUGUAUUCUAUUUCACUGGUUCUUUCUCAGCUAGAUUUAAAGGCCUUUUCAUAUUCAGUAUGCAGUGUUUUCUUUAUCUGAAAUUACUGUAAUCACUCUGACAUUUUUCAAUUUUCUCAGUCAUUUUCCAAGAUCUCACUUCCAUUCUCAAGUCGGUUUAGUAUCCGGGAUUUUACAUCCUCUCAAUUUUUCAACACCUUUAAAAAUAUGUGGCUAUAAUACCUGUUCAUAUGAUUGAAUGAGUUUUUCUUUAACAGAAAUACUCCACAGCACUGUAGGAUAUAUCCAUUUGAAGAGAGAGGGUGCAGGAAGACACCUGAGAUAGAAUUUGUCCCAGGCACUGGUGUUUGCCCAUGACAGCACAGUCAUCAGGCCCUGCUGAUAUGCAAAGUGCCAUGGGACCAGCAAAUAUUCAGGGCUUGGGAACACAGAUAUUACAUGUGGAACGAUCAUGAGCAAUAAUAAAGGCUGUCUU